Molecule: messenger RNA, 555 nt
Organism: Paramecium sonneborni
Lineage: Eukaryota; Ciliophora; Oligohymenophorea; Peniculida; Parameciidae
Source: the annotation of a GenBank genome assembly
AUGAAUUUUAACAGAUAAGAUAACCUUAAUAAAAAAAACCCCAUAUUAUAUCGUCCAAAUAGAUUAUAUUCAAUUUAAGAUAGGCAUAAAACUGAAGAUCUUAAAAUUUUAGUAGAAUUAUCAUGUAGAAAAAAUUCUAUCCAAGAUCAGCCUUCAACUUUUAAAUAAACAAAUUCAUAAAGAGUCUAAAUAUAAAAAUAUAGAAAUCUUUAUUUAUAUGAUAAAAAGCUAUUCAAAAAUAGAAGAGAAUCAAAAUCUUCCAAAGAAAAUUGUCAUGAACAUAAAGAAUCUAAAUUCUCAAUCAAGCCAUAAAAACCAACAACUCAUUUGCCUUAAGAUGAAGAAAUGAUAAUAUUUAAACUCAAACUUAUGAAAUCAGAAUUUAUUAAAAAUAAGAUUCCAGACAUCCAAAAAGAAGUAAAGGUAAAUUAAUUAAGGAAUAUAAGAAAAGUUUCUAAUAUAAAUAUUGAGCCUAUAAAAUUCAAUAAAUUAAUUGUUUUACCUUCAGUUAGAGGAUGGGAUAAUAACAACUAAAGUUCUUACAGAUCUAAUUGA